Messenger RNA from Paramuricea clavata, 735 nucleotides. The record is from the annotation of a GenBank genome assembly. NCBI's taxonomy places the organism in Eukaryota, Metazoa, Cnidaria, Anthozoa, Malacalcyonacea, Plexauridae.
AUGCCAACACCAAAGUUUGUACCCCCAGCUGGAAUUACUCCCGGUAUUGCCAUCAACACGGGUGUUAAGCAGGGCUGUCCUCUAUCUCCCAUAUUGUUUAACUUAUGCAUUGAAAUUAUCAUUUGUGCUAUCUCUACAACAGGACAUAUCGGUCCAGCUAAACAUUUCAAUGGUGAGAUUUCGGUUUUUGCAUACGCUGAUGAUUUAGUCCUAAUAGCUAAGAGCAAGGAAAAACUCCAACAACUUCUAGAUGCAGCAUCCUCUUCUGCUAACUUAAUAGGUCUAGAAUUCCGUCCAGACAAAUGUGCUUCCCUCAAUAUGACCUACGACAAAAAAUUUCAGUAUAACAUUCAAUUGAUCAAAUUCUGUGUCCAAGACAAAGAUUUACCUGUUUUGAAAGAGCAUGAACACUACCGAUAUCUAAGUGUUCCUAUUGGCAUUAUUCACAAUGUUGAGUGUCUUGAAUCCCUUGUUGAUGAUCUCUAUAGUGACCUGGAGAGAAUAGAAUCAUCUCUGUUGGCUCCGUGGCAGAUGCUGGAUGCAAUACGAACUUUCAUUCAGCCAUGUUUAACCUUUGCAUUAUGCACUGGAGAGCCGCGGAAAGUGUCCGUGGCCAAAUACAGAAAGAAACUAGUUGAAGUUGUUCGUGCCAUAUGUAACCUGCCCCUCAGAACCACUUCCCACAUCAUCUUUGCUUCAUCAAAACUGGGCAGUCUUGGUUUCCAAAUUUAUUAA